AUGAACAUUUUCUAUCUAUCUAUCUAUCUAUCUAUCUAUCUAUCUGAGCAGCACUCAUCAGCAGGCAAGUUAGCAAAUAAACAACUCCCUAAAUAUCUAUUUCUCCUUUCAGUGUGUUUUGUUGCUUUUUUUUUCUCCACCCCUGUAGACACUCUCUUGUGUGUCAGUUCGUCUUACGUCCUCUUUCUUUAUCUUCGUUUUCUUUCUUUUUUCAUUCUUUUCUCUUUCUUUUAUUCUUUAUUUUCUAUUUCUUUUUUUCUUUCUUUUUCAUUCUUUCGUUUUUCAUGCUUUUCUCUUUCUUUUCUUUUUCGUAUCUCUUUCUUACUUUUCCAUUUCUUUCUUUCUUUUUCUUUCUUUCGUUUUUCAUUCUUUUCUCUUUAUUUCUUUCAUAUUUUUCUCUUUCUUUUUCUUUAUUUUCUAUUUUUUUCUUUCUUUUUUUCUUUCUUUCGUUUUUCAUGCUUUUCUCUUUCUUUUCUUUUUAUCUCUUUCUUACUUUUCCAUUUUUUCUUUUUUUUCUUUCGUUUUUUUCUUUUUCUUUAUUUUUUCAUAUUUUUUCUUUCUUUUUUCUUUAUUUUCUUUUUUUUCUUUCUUUUUUUUCUUUCGUUUUUGCUUUUCUCUUUCUUUUCUUUUUCGUAUCUCUUUCUUACUUUUCCAUUUCUUUCUUUUUUCUUUCUUUCGUUUUUCAUUCUUUUCUCUUUAUUUCUUUCAUAUUUUUCUCUUUCUUUUUCUUUAUUUUCUAUUUUUUUUUUUUUUUUCUUUCUUUCGUUUUUCAUGCUUUUCUCUUUCUUUUCUUUUUCGUAUCUCUUUCUUACUUUUCCAUUUCUUUCUUUUUCUUUCUUUCGUUUUUCAUUCUUUUCUCUUUAUUUCUUUCAUAUUUUUUUCUUUCUUUUUCUUUAUUUUCUGUUUUUUUUCUUUUUUUCAUUCUUUUUUUCUCUUUUUCUUUUUUUCUUUUUUAUCUUUUCUUAUUUUUCCAUUUUCUUUCUUUUUUCGUUUUUUCUUUCUCUUUAUUUCUUCAUUUUUCUUUUCUUUUCUUUAUUUUCUAUUUCUUUUUUUCUUUCGUUUUUCAUCUUUUUCUUUCUUUUCUUUUUUUAUCCUUUCUUUUCCAUUUCUUUUCUUUUUUUUUUCUUUCUUUCGUUUUUCAUUCUUUUCUCUUUAUUUCUUUCAUAUUUUUUCUCUUUCUUUUCUUUUUCUUUAUUUUCUAUUUUUUCUUUCUUUUUUUCUUUCUUUCGCUCUUCAUUCUUUUCUCUUUAUUUCUUUUUUCUUUCGUUUCUCUUCCUUCCUUUCCUUUCUUUUCGACCUCUUUUCCUUGUUUUAUUUUUCAUUCUUUCCCUUUAUUUCUUUCAUUCUUUUCUCUGUCUUUUCGCUUUCUUUUUUCUUUAUUUCCUACUUCUAACUUUCUUUUUUCUUUCGUUUUUCAUUCUCUUCGCUUUAUUUCUUUUCUCUUUCUUUCUUUCGUUUUCGUUUCUCUUUCUUUCUUUCUUUUUCUUUUAUUCUUUUUUUUCAUUUCAUGCGCUUAUAUUUUCAUGA
This is a messenger RNA of Acanthosepion pharaonis, 1527 nucleotides long. Lineage: Eukaryota; Metazoa; Mollusca; Cephalopoda; Sepiida; Sepiidae. The record is from the annotation of a GenBank genome assembly.